Messenger RNA from Acanthosepion pharaonis, 906 nucleotides. Lineage: Eukaryota; Metazoa; Mollusca; Cephalopoda; Sepiida; Sepiidae. The record is from the annotation of a GenBank genome assembly.
AUGAACUGUCCAUCUCCUCGCUCUCUAUCUAUCUAUCUAUCUAUCUAUCUAUCUAUCUAUCUAUCUAUCUAUCAAAGUUUGAAUAGAUCUCACUCUCUCUUUAUCUAUCUAUCCACCUCUAAACAAAUCUCACUCUGUCUCUCUCUCUCUCGAUACCUUUCUUUUCUUCUUUCUUUAUUUCUUUUUUCUUACGUCUUUCUUUCUUUUUCUUUAUUCCUUUCUUCGUUCUUUCUUUCUUUUUGUCUUUUUUCUUUCUUCUUUCUUUCUUUCUUUCUUUGUUAUUUUUGUUUCUUUUUUUCUUCUUUCCUACUUUUUUCUUUCCUCUUUCUUUCUUUCGUCUUUCAUUCUCUCUUGUUUGUUUGUUUUUUCUUUCUUUCUUUCUCUGUCAAAUUGAUUCACCAUAAAUACGGUUUCCAUUUCACUGAAGUUAUCAUCUCCUCUAACUUUCUUUUCUUCUUUCUUCCUUUAUUUUUUUCUUUUUCUUUCUUUCUUUUUCUUUCUUUCUUUCUUCGUUCUUUCUUUCUUUUGUCUUUUUUCUUUCUUCUUUCUUUGUUAUUAUUUCUUUCUUUUUUCUUUCUUUCUUUCUUUCUUUCUUUCUUUCUUUCUUUCUUUCUUUCCUUCCUUCCUUCCUUUCUUUCUUUCUUUCUUUCUACUGUCUCUCUUUCGUCUUUCAUUCUCUUUCGUUUGUUUGUUUGUUUGUUUGUUGCUUUCUUUUUCUUUUUUCUUUCUCCUUUCUUUUUCUUUCUUUUUCUCUCUUCCUUAUUCUUUCUUCUUUCUUUCUUUCUCUUUCCUUUUUUCUUUCUUUUUCACUCUUCCUUUCUUUCUUCCUUUCUUCCUUCUUUCUUUCUCUUUAUUUUUAAGUAUGUUUUAUUUUUCUCACUGAAUCCAAAUCCUCUUACUUUCUAA